AUGUUAGAAGGAACUAUAAGGGAACAAUAUGCCAUACUGGAAGAUUAUUGCAAGCAACUGUUAGAGACAAAUCCUGGGAGCACAUCAAUAUUGAAAACCAGAAUGCAGGAUGGAAAGAGGUUAUUUGAAAGGGUGUAUAUAUGUCUUAAAGCUUGUAAAGAUGGAUUCGUCAAUGGUUGUAGGCCCCUUAUCUGCUUGGAUGGUUGUUUUUUAAAAGGAUAUUGCAAAGGAAUGUUAUUAGCUGCAAUUGGCAUUGAUGCAGCAAAUGCCAUGUUUCCAGUGGCUUAUGCUGUAGUGGAGAAGGAGUACACAGGUAGCUGGACAUGGUUUUUAAGUUUAUUGAAGGAGGAUUUGAAGAUUGAUGAACCAGAGAGAUUAACAAUGAUUUCAGAUAGGCAAAAGGGCUUAGAAAUAACAUUAAGUACUGUAUUUCAAGGUUCGGAAGUGAGAUUCUGUGUGAGACAUAUGCAUGCCAAUUUCAAGAAGCAAUUCCCUGGACUCUUACUUAAGCAAAUGAUGUGGGCCGCUGCAAGGGCAACAACUAAAGUGGAAUGGAAAAAUAGGAUGAAUGAAAUUAAGCAAGAGAAUUUCAAGGCGUAUGAAUGGCUGAUGAAAAAAAACCCAGAAGAAUGGACCAAGUCUCAUUUCAGGGAGCAUGUGAAAUGUGACCUUCUUAUUAAUAACCUCUGUGAAAGUUUCAACAAUGCCAUUCUUGAUGCCAGAGAUAAAUCUAUUAUCACUUUGCUAGAAAAUAUUAGGCAUUGGAUGAUGAGUUUGUUCUGCAAUAGAAGAAUGAGUGUCUCUAAGUGGGUGCAUCCUGUUUCCAAAAUAAUUAUGGACAUCAUUGAGAAAAACAAGAAUGUUGCUAAGCAUUGUUUCCCUAUGCUUGCUGGAGGUGGUAAGUUCCAGGUAAAUUUAUUGCAAAGCAUCAAUGCUCAGUCAUUUGUUGUGAACUUGGAAACGAAAACAUGCACAUGUAGGCUAUUCCAAUUGUCUGGCAUACCAUGUGGGCAUGCUUUAGCUGCUAUCUGGUUUUCAAACCUAGAUCCAGUGGGAUUCAUAGAUGACUACUACAAGAGGCAAGCAUAUGAAGAAACUUAUGCGACACCAAUCGAACCAAUGCCUAGCCCAGAUAAGUGGCCUGACACUGGUCUGAAUCCGAUACAUCCUCCAACAGAGACAAUUUUACCUGGAAGGCCUAAAAAGUCUAGAAACAAAGAGGCAGAUGAACCACCACCUACUACUGCAACAAAGGCUAGGAGAGUUGGCCAAGUUAAUCACUGCAGCAAUUGUAAGCAAACAGGCCAUUCACGAGUAACAUGCAAGAAUGCAACUAUGGAGCCUGCAAGGCAAAAAAAAAGAGGAAGACCACCAUCUCAGAAUCCUACUACUGAAACUAUUAAAAGGAAGGAGCGAGCUAAGAGACAGAAGCAAAGGAAUGGUGGUUCCACAUCUCAGACCAACUAA
Messenger RNA from Humulus lupulus (European hop), 1467 nucleotides. RefSeq lists its product as uncharacterized. Lineage: Eukaryota; Viridiplantae; Streptophyta; Magnoliopsida; Rosales; Cannabaceae. Gene Ontology annotation, molecular function: zinc ion binding. Bases 1 to 1467 code for a protein of 488 amino acids. The record is from RefSeq and is a predicted model, not a curated record. The transcript has 2 exons.